AUGGGGAAUGCGAAAACCAAGCCCGUGAAGAAGCUUGCUAAGACCAAGAAGCCUUUCGACGGCUCGUUCGGGCGGGACCCGACGUUGAACCCUGCCGACUACAUGUGCAAGGGACUCCGUGACGCCGUAGUCGUGCGCAAGCCUGGCAGUGUGAAUGGCCAGCAGUUUGUGCUUGAAGAUUGCACCCAGUGCUCCAUCUUCCUCCUCGACCACUGCACCUCGGUGACGAUCGACCAGUGCACGGACUGCGCGAUUUUCGUUGGGCCCUGCACGGCGAGCCUCUUUGUACGCGACUGUACGCGCACAACACUUGUGUGCGUCGUGCAGCAGUUUCGGACCCGCGACUGCCGCGACAUGGACAUUGAGCUCAUGAGCGCGACAGCGCCGAUCAUCGAAACGUCAUCGAAUCUGCGCAUUGGGUGCUACCGGUCGUCGUACUUUGCGCUGCCAGACCAGCUCGCGAAAGCCUCGUUCUCGAUCUGGAACAACAAGUGGAGCGAGGUCUUUGACUUUACGCCGGCCUCUGGCAACUGGAAAUUCGUCGCCUCUUCGAUCGAGCUCUGGCCGUCGGCGGUCCAUCAACGCUUGCCCGCAGACGUGCUUCAAGAGGUCGGUUACUCCGAAGACUUGGCGCAGAGUACGUUGCCAAUCGCGCACGGCUUGCACCACCGGUCGUCGGACGGCGAUGUGGGCUUUGUGUGUAUUUCAACGGGCAAUAGCUUGCUGGCGCUGGACAUUGCGCACCUCGCCCUUCGCAAUCCGUGCCUCAAGCUCAUUCAAACGCGGCAGUUCCGCGUCAGUGCCAAGCAGGCAGCGCAGCUCUUUGAGAAGGAGGCUGCGCACAAAAAGAAUGCAUCAGUGCACGACUUGAUCGUGAUGGAGUGGGCUGGCAAAGGCAUCGAGCCCAUGCUGCUCGCGAUUGUGCAAGAAGACCGCGUCAAGCCGCAUGCGGGGAGCAUCUAUGUCAACGUGGCGCGCGGCAAAGACAAGUGCGAGCUGUGCUGGUCGACAUGGAAGGAAGAGAUUUAAGGAGCUAGUAGACACGGCCUUCUUCGUUAUUGUUGGUCAACUUGUC
Molecule: messenger RNA, 1075 nt
Organism: Saprolegnia diclina VS20
Lineage: Eukaryota; Oomycota; Saprolegniomycetes; Saprolegniales; Saprolegniaceae
Exons: 5
Coding region: 1-1029 (342 amino acids)
Biological process (GO): post-Golgi vesicle-mediated transport
Cellular component (GO): periciliary membrane compartment; cilium
Molecular function (GO): GTPase activator activity
Source: RefSeq, a predicted model, not a curated record